CUGACCCACCCGCAGGCUCCUCCACGCCCCCAUCCACUCCCACCAGCCCAAGGACUCGGGCCUGGACCGUGUUGUUAAGCCUGUGCUGGACAGGCAGCCUGUAACUCCAGCCGCUGCUCCCACCCCCUGCCCGCAGCCUGGGGAAGCCCCAGCUCGGCUGGACUGCCGACAAUGCUUCCCAUUCAGCUCUGUCCCUGCUGCCAAGCCCAUGGGCAGGGAGGGGGUACUGCCAGCGUCCAGUCGGGGACGGUCCCUGGUCUUUCCCUUGUGCGGGGCCUCCAGACAGGGCUGGCAGUUCCAGUCGGCAUGGAGGGGCCCCAGAGCUCCACCCCUGCCUUCAGGCUGCCGCUGCCGCUGCUGCUUUUGGUGGUGUCGCUGGGUCCAGCUUGGCACGUAGCUGCCCAGCGAUGCCCACAGGCCUGUGUCUGUGACAACUCCAGGCGGCACGUGACCUGCCGGCACCAGAACCUCACUGAGGUGCCGAACGCCAUCCCUGAGCUGACCCAGAGGCUGGACCUCCAGGGCAACAUGCUGAAGAUCAUCCCUCCAGCCGCCUUCCGGGACCUGCCACACCUCACACAUCUGGACCUGCAGCACUGCCAGGUGGAGCUGGUGGCCGAGGGGGCCUUCCGAGGCCUGGGCCGCCUGCUCCUGCUCAACCUGGCUUCCAACCGCCUGAGCCUGCUGCCCCAGGAGGCUCUGGACGGGCUGGGCUCCCUGAGGCGGCUGGAGCUGGAGGGGAACAGGCUGGAGGAGCUGCGGCCGGGGACCUUCGGCGCCCUGGGCUCGCUGGCCACCCUCAACUUGGCCAACAACGCCUUGGUCUACCUGCCCGCCAUGGCCUUCCAGGGGCUGCUGCGCACUCGCUGGCUGCAGCUGUCCCACAACGCGCUCAGCGUGCUGGCCCCCGAGGCCCUGGCCGGCCUGCCGGCCCUGCGCCGCCUCAGCCUGCACCACAACGAGCUGCAGGCCCUGCCCGGGGCCGCCCUGUCCCAGGCCCGCGGCCUGGCGCGUCUGGAGCUGGGCCACAACCCGCUCACCUACACCGGGGAGGAGGACGGCCUGGCGCUGCCCGGCCUGCGGGAGCUGGCCCUGGAGCACGGGGCCCUGCAGGCGCUGGGACCCCGGGCCUUCGCCCACUGCCCGCGCCUGCACACCCUCGAUCUCCGCGGCAACCAGCUCAGCAGCCUCUGCCCUCCAGCCUGCGUGUGCGUCGGGGAGACGCGGCACAGCGCCUGCGACGGCCGCGGCUUGCAGACCGUGCCCCGCGGCUUCCCCAACGCCACCGAGCUCCUGGACCUGAGACGCAACCACUUCCCGUCGGUGCCCCGCGCCGCCUUCCCGGGCCUGCGCCACCUGGUGUCGCUGCACCUGCAGCACUGCGGCAUCGCGGAGCUGGAGCCCGGCGCCUUGGCGGGCCUGGAUCGCCUGCUCUACCUCUACCUCUCCGACAACCAGCUCGCCGGCCUGAGCGCUGCGGCCCUCGAGGGGGCCCCCCGGCUCGCCUACCUGUACCUGGAGCACAACCGCUUCCUGAGCGUCCCGGGGGCGGCUCUGCGCGCCCUGCCCAGCCUCUUCUCGCUCCACCUCCAGGGCAACGCGGUGGAGCGCCUGGCGCCCGGGGACCUGGCGGGAGCGCGGGCUCUGCGCUGCCUUUACCUGGGUGCGAAUCACAUCAGCCAGGUCUCACCUGGGGCGCUGGGGCCGGCCCGGGGGCUGGAGAAGCUGCAUCUCGACAGGAAUCAGCUGCGAGAGGUGCCCACGGGAGCCUUGGAGGGGCUGCCUGCGCUCACGGAGCUGCAGCUCUCGGGGAACCCGAUCAGGGCUCUGCAAGACGGGGCCUUUCAGCCCGUGGGGCGGUCGCUGCAGCAGCUUUUCCUGAAUAGCAGUGGCCUGGAGCAGAUUUCUCCCAGGGCCUUCUCGGGCCUGGGAACAGGGCUCCGGAACCUGUACCUGCAGAAGAACCGACUUCAGUCCCUGCCUGCGCUGCCGUGGCUCAGCGGGCUGGAGCUCAUCGACCUCAGUGGUAAUCCCUUCCACUGCGACUGCCAGCUGCUCCCACUGUACAGGUGGCUCACUGGGCUGAACCUGCGGGUGGGGGCCACUUGUACCACCCCUCCCAGUGUCCGUGGCCAGAAGGUGAAGGCUGCAGCUACUGUCUUUGAAGCUUGCCCAGGCUGGACUGCCAGGAAGGCCAAGAGGACACCAACCUCCAGGUUCAGUGCCAGGAGAAGCUCUAUCAGCAGAAGACACUGAGGAACAGACAAGGUUGGCCUUAGGUGGGAGGCAGGGCUGGGUCCCAAAGCUGCUGGGAAGCCACAGCCCUGAUUUUUCUUGGUCCUGACUUGUGAUUCCUGAACUGGGUAAUGACCCAUGGUCCUGCUGCAUGAUACAGUAAUGUCCCUCUCCUCGCUGGACACCAGAGCAUAUUUAUCCUAGUCCUGUUUUCACUGGAUCUGUGUUGACUCCACCCUUGGCCACCCCAACCUCACAGACCUGGCAGGAGAAUGGAAGUUCAGGUGCUGGCUCUGCCUCCCAGCACCUGUCAGUCACAGGUUGAGAUGUCACCUGAUGUGAUAGUCAGGUCCUUGAAUGUUGGGGGUCAUGUGAGGGGACCAACAGGAAGCAUUGGAACUCAUGGAACACAGCUGGGCAGUUGGCAAAGCCACACCUGAGUGAGCCUUGGAGAGGCAAAGCCCCGAGGACUGGGUGUCCUGAGGACCUCAUGCUGUUAGUGAGCACAGCUCUGAUUGUUGUCUUCGUGACCACCAUGUCCCUCAUAAUCAAUGGGUUGUAUGAAAACAGGGGGCUCUAGCCCCUCACUGGGCAGUGUUAAUGGUACUUAUAAUAACAGUGAUUGACUUUUCCAAGCAUUGCUGCUGGAGCAGAUUAAUGAUUCAACCACCACCCUUAGAAAGAAUUGCGAGAGGUCGAAUUGUUAAUAAGAUUAGGUUGAGAUGUUUUUGUUAAUAGCUUUGAGGUGAAAAACCUGGAGAAACACCCCAAAGUUUAGAAGGGCACAUAGUUGAGGGAGGGACUCGUUAAGGUCAGGGAACAAGAACAGAGCAGCCCAGUAAUUAUUAGCUGACGUGCCUUUCUUGUUAGGGUGAGUUGGUGAUCGAUGAUGGUUCCUUGUGCCCAUUUCUGCCCUUCACUUUCUGAUAUAAAAAACUGUUGAUGAAUGAGUCUGCACCCUAGGACUUGAAGUAGAGCUGACUGGUUUUCAUAUAUAAACGUUUAGGUUUGUGAUUCAAGACUUUUUAUAGUCUUAAAUAAAUAAUAAAUGGCCUUUUCUUUGUAACUGCAAAAUGCAGCCUGCCAGUAAAAGAACUGGCUGAGAAAAAUACCUUGCUUGCUUAUACUCUGUUAAUCUAUAACAAGUUGUUUGGACAUGAAUGUAUGUGUGUUCUUGGGACAACUUGUUUUCACUUGUAAUAUGUAAAAUGUUUAAUCCUGUACAAAUAUGGAAAACAUG
This is a messenger RNA of Peromyscus maniculatus bairdii (prairie deer mouse), 3475 nucleotides long. The record is from RefSeq and is a predicted model, not a curated record. Lineage: Eukaryota; Metazoa; Chordata; Mammalia; Rodentia; Cricetidae.